Apis cerana (Asiatic honeybee) is the source of this 1073-nucleotide messenger RNA. Its product is annotated as class A basic helix-loop-helix protein 15. Gene Ontology annotation, biological process: axon development; positive regulation of transcription by RNA polymerase II; sensory organ development. Lineage: Eukaryota; Metazoa; Arthropoda; Insecta; Hymenoptera; Apidae. Gene Ontology annotation, molecular function: DNA-binding transcription factor activity, RNA polymerase II-specific; protein dimerization activity; E-box binding. Gene Ontology annotation, cellular component: nucleus. The record is from RefSeq and is a predicted model, not a curated record.
AUGACAUCAAAAGUAAUGAACGGGGAUAACUGGAAUGAAAAAUGGCCUAAACAAUCACAAGCUAAUAAAACAAUACGUCGAAAUAGUAAGCGAACUGAAAAAUUAAAAUUAUCAAACUCAUCUAAAGGAACAACACCUAGAGAAAAAACUCUUAGAAGAUUGGAAAGCAACGAGAGAGAAAGAAUGAGAAUGCACAGUUUGAAUGAUGCUUUCCAGUCUUUACGUGAAGUAAUUCCACAUGUAACGAAAGAAAGGCGAUUAUCUAAAAUUGAAACUUUAACUUUGGCAAAAAAUUAUAUAGUUGCCCUUACUGAUGUAAUAUGUGCCAUGAGAAAUGAAGAAAAAGCUAUAGAUCCACAAUCAGAAAUUUCUGAAUCUCAAGAAUCAUCAAAAAAUAUGAAUAUUUGUCUAAAUAUGAAUAUUCCAAUUCCUUCAAAAUCUUGUAGUUAGGAGAAUAUAAAUAUUUAUUGAAAUUAUUAUUCUUUGCAAAGAAACAAUUCUAAAAACAAUUAGGCAAGUCUCAAAAAUAAUAUAAUAUAUUUCUUAAUAUUAAUAGGAAAAAUAAUAUUGACAUAAUAAAUUAUUUUAUUAAAUUUUUUUUAAUAAGAAUUUAUUUUCACGUAUUUAAUUAAAUAAUUUAUAGUAAAUCAAAAAAUAAUAAAUUUAUAUAUAAUAUUCAUUUUAUCUAUUUUAAUUUUAUUUUUUUUGUUCAAUAAUAUUAAAGAAAUUAUAGUGCCAAAGAACAUAAUCAAAUUUUCAAAUAAAAUAUUGUGUUAUACAUUAUUUAUAAUUUAUUUAUAUAUUAAAUUAUAUUUUAUCUAUUAAGAAAAAUUAAUAGUAUAAUAUAAAAAAAUAUUUUAUUUAAAUUAUAAAUUAUAUUGUUAAUAUAUAUAGUAAUUAAGAAUGCUUACACUAUAAUUUAUAAUUAUGUAAAUUAAAUAUUAAAAUUAAUAAUUAACAAAUAUGAACAAUUUAUAGAAUAUAUAAUAUUAUAAUUUGUUAAAUGAUAUUAUUUUCCAUAUAUUUAUGUAUAAAGAAAGAAAAAAUAAAAAUAUAUUUUACUUAUAUGUUUA